Molecule: messenger RNA, 2034 nt
Organism: Sycon ciliatum
Lineage: Eukaryota; Metazoa; Porifera; Calcarea; Leucosolenida; Sycettidae
Product: glucose-fructose oxidoreductase domain-containing protein 2-like
Exons: 1
Coding region: 181-1410 (409 amino acids)
Molecular function (GO): nucleotide binding
Source: RefSeq, a predicted model, not a curated record
GGCGGCCUGGAUCGACAACGCCAGCCGAGUUCGUUCAUGAAGUGCCAACAUUUCUCCAAUGUAGAUAUUUCUUGGUGAAUGGAAGGAUGAAGACGUUUCCCCUUUGCCCUGAUGGCUCUGAAAAGCACUCCUUGAAAGAAAGAUAGCUCUAUCGAUGUCCAGCACCUGAUCUUGAAUGGAAUGGCUGGAAUGGAUACUUGUGUACGGUCCAACCUGCCGAGAAUCGGUAUUUUUGGAACAGGAUGGACUGCUCGAAUGUUAGUUCCCAUUUUAGUUGAUAAUGGAUUUCAAGUUACCGCUAUUUGUGGCAGGAAGAAGGAGGCUGCUGGACGAGUUGGAAAUGAUCUUAACAUUCCCUUUAGAACAAUUAGUUUCCAGGAGUUUCUGUUGGCUUCAGAAGUGGAUUUAGUUUGCAUAGUGUCGCCCCCUCAUACACAUGCAGAGAUGGCUGUCAAGGCCUUGUCAGCUGGAAAGCAUGUCUUCUGCUCAUUUCCCAUGGCUCUAACGCAAAGUGAAGCGGAGAAGAUGGUCACUGCAGCACGGUACUAUCCCAGCUUACUUGCCAUGUGCCCAAAUCCACUUCGGCACCUUCCCGCAUUUGUCAAAAUGAAGGAGAUGAUCUCGCAGGGAUUCUGUGGCAAGCUGAUGGUGUGCGAAGUGGUCGUAAGACGAGGGCCAUUGGUACAUCCCAAGGGCUUCACGUGGAUAUGUGAUCAAACAAUGGGUGGUGGUAUACUGAGCACUGUGGGCAGCCAUGUUAUCGAUAUUCUGAUGUACCUGACGUCGGAGAGAAUACGAGAAGUUAAUGGUCAAGUCCGAACGCUAGUCAGACAACUGCCCGGUAAGGUUGAGGGAUUCCGUUCGAUUGAUAGUGACGACUUCACCACAUUUACACUGUGCGGUGACAGUGGGCUUCACGCAACAGUGACUUUAAAUAGCCAUGUGCCAAACCAGUUCAGCCAGGAGAUGCUGAUGAUCGGUGAGCGCGGCCGUCUGAUUGUGCGCGGAUCAGAGCUGUUUGCGCAGGCAAGCAAUGAGCAAAGGGAGCGUCUGAUUGUGCGUGAUGACAGCCCUGGUGGCGCGCAGUGUAGUUCAGGUGAUGAUCUCGGUAUGCCCUCUUUGCUUUUGCGCGGCACCGAGCAAGCUGUUGCUCUGAUGCGCCGAGGGUUUGAAGCAUCGCCGGCGCGCAUGCAAGCUGAUCGAAGUAUGGUAGCCACAUGCUCGACGUUUGAAGACGGUCUGUUUGUCAAUGCCGUCAUAGAUGCAGUCAAUGACUCCAGUGCAUCCGGCCGCUUGCAGCAGAUAGUGGUUGGCGGGAAGGAGAGCCAGCGUAAUCCAUUCUGGACAUCGAAUGGGGGUGAUGGUGAUCGUGGAUCUCCAAUGCCUAGUAGUAAGUCAGCGCUUAGUUGAGGCUAGCUUCCAAGAUUAGUCUAGGCUCGUCUUCUCGGACUGUUGUUUUCUACAAAAUAUCAAAUAUAUUCUAUAUUCCUGUUACCUGAUAUUCUUCUUGGUUGGCUGGGGACACUCCACUCCUCACCCUAGGACUCCCAGCCAGGUUAUGGUUCUGUCUGUCAUGCUUGAUUGUGCUUCGUUUAGGUCACAUAUGCUACUGCAAAUUCCACUACGCUCCCAAUGCUAAUGCGUACAUAUAUUAUUAUUAUUAUUAUGUCUUUUUGUCACACUUGGUACUUGGUGUUUGGAGCGCAUGAAAUUUUUAUGUAGGGAAGCCCGUGUAUGCCGUUCUGUGCAUCUUGGCUUCCCAGUAUGUUCUUGUUCCUUUUUUAAAGUGUGGAUUAAGAACUAACUCGCCCGAACGAGAGGUUAUUUUCUAUUCCCAGUAUUCCUUGUCUUCUCUUCUCCUGUUUGAUCAGUACUCAGCUUAUCCUUGACGCUCAUAGUUGUGCUUUUUGUUUUGUCUGUGGAAAUUCUUAUAAUUUCAAAUCAGCUUUAUCAGCAGUCUUAGGCACACAUCAUUAUCGCAUUGUUGUUGACGAAAAAAGUAUAAUAAAAAAAAACCUUCACUGUGUUGCUCUG